Aspergillus melleus is the source of this 1338-nucleotide messenger RNA. RefSeq lists its product as uncharacterized. Gene Ontology annotation, molecular function: transmembrane transporter activity. NCBI's taxonomy places the organism in Eukaryota, Fungi, Ascomycota, Eurotiomycetes, Eurotiales, Aspergillaceae. The transcript has a single exon. The coding region runs from base 1 to 1338 and encodes 445 amino acids. Gene Ontology annotation, cellular component: fungal-type vacuole membrane. Gene Ontology annotation, biological process: transmembrane transport. The record is from RefSeq and is a predicted model, not a curated record.
AUGUAUCAGUCCGAAAAAGAAGACGAAGAGCGCUCUCAGCUCCCCUCACCCUCGACACCGACCGAACAGACACCCUCAGCCGCUACAACUCUGCCACCACCAGACGGCGGCCUCGAAGCAUGGAUCCAAGUGCUCUGCAUGCACUUCACCUUCUUCAACAGCUGGGGCGUGAACAACAGCUUCUCCAUCUUCCAGCAACUAUACACCUCUACACUUCCCGAGUCCGCAUCCAACAUAUCCUGGAUCGGCAGCGUACAGACCUCGCUCUUGUUCUUCACAGGCGUGUUCGCUGGCCGUGCUACAGACGCCGGAUAUUUCCGUGUCGUCUACGCAUCGGGCGUGUUUCUGCAACUUCUCGGCUUCUUCAUGCUCUCGUUGUGUCGAACCUACUGGCAGAUCUUCCUCGCGCAGGCCGUCUGCAUGGGCCUCGGGAAUGGACUCACAUUUAGUCCCGGGUUGUCUGUUAUGUCGUCGUACUUUAUGCGUCAUCGCGCCGUUGCAGUGGGAUUGGCAGCUGCCGGGGCUGCAACGGGGGGUUUGGUUUAUCCUGUGCUGAUAGAUCAGUUGCUGUAUGUCCGGGAUAUAGGAUUCGGGUGGACGGUACGAGCCGCUGGACUAGUGAUGCUGGUGACGCAGAUUCCGGGUCUAGUUCUCUAUCGGCCUCGAUAUACAGCGCAGAAACAGCAACCGCAACAGUUAGGGCAGGGACAGGAGCAAGAGCAGGCCAAGCCUCUAAUCAUCGACUGGGCGGCAUUCAAGGAGAAACCAUUUCUGUUCUUCACCAUCUCCAUGUUCUUGAAUUUUUGGGGCCUGUACUUCACCUUCUUUUACCUGGGAACCUAUGCGCGCGAUCGCCUCGGCAUGUCCAGCACGCUGGAUCUCAUCCUUGUGCUCAACGGCGUGGGUGUCAUCGGGCGUAUUGUGCCCAGUCUAAUCGGCGAUCGUAUUACGGGGCGUCUGAACAUUCUCAUUCCGAUCAGUAUUGCGUCCGCCAUUCUUAUCUUCGCUUGGAUGGCCGUCUCCUCCGUCGCAGGGUUGUAUGUGUUCACGGUCUUUUACGGACUCGUUGGAGGUGCUGCGCAAUCGUUGUUCCCGGCCACCGCGACGACUAUGACUCCAGAUGUGCGUCGCACGGGGACGCGGUUGGGUAUGAUUCUCAGUGUUGUCGGCUUUGCUACAUUGACUGGGCCCGCGAUUGAGGGGGCUUUGAUCCAACAGGAAGGGGGUAGUUAUAUCGGUGCGCAGGGCUUUGCGGCCAGCGCGAUCAUGCUGGGUGCGCUGUUUGCUUUCGCUUGUAGGGUAGCGAAGACCGGGCUUCACUUCCGCGUCAAGGUCUAA